AUGGGCCGGGCGCCUGGCAGCCGCGCCUUCCCGGAGCGCACCGAGCGGCUCUCCACCUCCUGGAGCCCCGAGACCAUGGGGAAGCUGCUGGCUUUGACCCUAUUGGGGAUCGGCCUGGCCCUAGUUGGGGAGAGAUUAUUGGCAUUUAGUAAAAGAAGUAAUAUGUCCCGAGAGGUGAAGCCAGUAGUACCUGGAAACUGUUACCAUGUUGAGGGAGUUGAAAAUGGCUCUGAAGAUAUUGAUAUACUUCCCAGUGGGCUGGCUUUUAUCUCUAGCGGACUAAAAUAUCCGGGCAUGCCAAGUUUUGCGCCAGAUGAACCAGGAAAAAUCUUUUUGAUGGACCUGAAGGAGCAAAGCCCAAGAGCCCAGGCAUUAAAAAUCAGUGACGGAUUUGACAAAGCAUCAUUUAAUCCACAUGGGAUCAGUACUUUCAUCAAUGAAGAUCACACAGUGGAUCUUUACGUUGUGAAUCAUCCCCACAUGGAUUCCACAGUGGAGAUAUUUAAAUUUGAAGAACAACAACACACUCUUGUGCACCUGAAAACUAUAAAACAUGAACUGCUCGAAAGGGUGAAUGACAUUGUGGUUCUUGGACCAGAACAGUUCUAUGCCACCAGAGAUCACUACUUUACAAACUUCUUCUUGUCACUGUUAGAGAUGCUCUUGGAUUUCCGCUGGACCUGUGUUCUUUACUACAGUCCACAAGAAGUAAAAGUGGUGGCCCAAGGAUUUAGUUCUGCCAAUGGAAUCACAACCUCACUAGACAAUAAGUAUGUCUAUGUAGCUGAUGUAACAGCUAAGAACAUUCAUGUAAUGAAAAGAAGUGACAACUGGAAUUUAACUCAACAGAAGGUAAUACAGCUCGACACCUUAGUGGAUAACCUAGCUGUUGAUCCUGCCACGGGAGAUAUUUUAGCAGGAUGUCAUCCUAAUGGCAAGAAGCUGCUGAUCUAUGACCCCAAGGAUCCUCCAGGGUCAGAAGUACUCCGCAUUCAGAAUGUUCUGUCCAAGAAGCCCAAAAUAAGCACAGUAUAUGCUGAUAAUGGGUCUACGCUUCAGGGCAGCUCUGUGGCUUCUGUGUAUCACAGGAAACUUCUCAUUGGCACCAUAUUUCACAAACUUUUGUACUGUGAACUCUAA
Elephantulus edwardii (Cape elephant shrew) is the source of this 1140-nucleotide messenger RNA. It is a transcript of the gene PON3, whose product is annotated as paraoxonase 3. The coding region runs from base 1 to 1140 and encodes 379 amino acids. The transcript is spliced from 9 exons. Gene Ontology annotation, molecular function: arylesterase activity. NCBI's taxonomy places the organism in Eukaryota, Metazoa, Chordata, Mammalia, Macroscelidea, Macroscelididae. The record is from RefSeq and is a predicted model, not a curated record. Gene Ontology annotation, cellular component: extracellular region.